Messenger RNA from Penicillium griseofulvum, 2787 nucleotides. RefSeq names its product Mechanosensitive ion channel family. NCBI's taxonomy places the organism in Eukaryota, Fungi, Ascomycota, Eurotiomycetes, Eurotiales, Aspergillaceae. Gene Ontology annotation, molecular function: calcium ion binding; calcium channel activity. Bases 1 to 2787 code for a protein of 928 amino acids. Gene Ontology annotation, cellular component: membrane. Gene Ontology annotation, biological process: calcium ion transmembrane transport; intracellular calcium ion homeostasis. The record is from RefSeq and is a predicted model, not a curated record. The transcript has 2 exons.
AUGUCGUCCCCCGUGGAGGAACGAAGAACUUAUCUGGAAAAGGACAAGCGCAAGGACUCGGAUAACUCUCCCACCUCCGACAAUGGAACCUAUGUGACCGAGCCCGACACGAAUCGCAACGGUGGUCACUUAAAGGUCGAUACUACAAGUUAUUCUCACGAUGAUGAGGAUCCGCCGAUGCGCACACCAUCCGCCCGUCGGGAGCAGGCUACUCGUUUGGAUGAUGAUUUGAUGCUUCUGCAAGCUGAGCGUAUGACGUCUCAUUCUACCGGCGCACCGGACGAUGAACACGACCGCAAUUCUAUCAAGCGCGCCCGUUCGCGUCGCUCCGAAGCCGUGGACGAGUUCGACGAAGCGACAAACCCUUUGCACGAGAAGACCGCAAUCUACAAGCCGCCCGAGAAACCCAAUACCCAGGUUGCCGUCUUUGUGAAGAAGCUGCACCAGUCGAGUUUCCUUGUGCGCUACUUGACCUAUAUUUCUCCCCUUGUUCUCAUCCUCUUGAUCCCGUUGCUGGUCGGCGCUCUCAAGUAUCCCAAUGCUAGUGUGGGGGGUGUAGAAUUGAUGUGGUUUUCGAUUUGGUUGGAAAUUGUCUGGUUGACUCUCUGGGCAGGACGGCUUGUUAGCAAGUGCUUCCCUCCAAUUGUUGGUCUUUUUGCAAGUGUAUUCACCAAUAACGCGAAGAAAUGGCGGGACAUGGCUAAACAGCUCGAGCUUCACGCAGCGCUCUUUUUCUGGUGGCUCGGUGUGGAGAUCUCCUUCCUGCCUACAAUGAAAAACCACCAUGUCGAUGGUAAUAGAGCGACCAGGAGUUGGGAAAAUACUCUCAACAAAAUCAUCAUCGUCAUCUUCGUGUGGACUAUCCUGAACUUCAUUGAAAAAAUCCUUAUCCAGCUGAUUGCCAUCAGCUUCCAUAUGCGAACCUAUGCGGAUCGCAUUGAAAUCAACAAAUUCCAGAUCGGUAGUUUGACCAAGCUCUACGAAUGGUCUCGGUCCACUCUCGAUGAGAAGGAUGAUGCAUUUGAGGAGAAGGCCGAAGAACCGACUCCUUCGGGCGCCAAGACCCCGUUGCACUACGCUGGUGUCGCCCAACGGAAGGCGAAGGGUGCCCUGAACAAAGUUGGAAACCGCGUGGGCGAUGUCGCCGGCGCAGUUGUGGCUGAUGUCACUGGUCGCACGGCUACUCGCAGUACGGACGCCUACCAGGUCAUUUUGGCGCUCCUGCGAACGACUGGAGGUAGUCAAGUCUUGGCACGUCGUCUGUAUCGUACCUUUGUGCGGGAUGGCUUUGAGACGGUUUUUGGUGGUGACUUGAAAGCCGCAUUUGAAGACGGCGAGGAAGCUGAAGCUGCCUUUGCCAUGUUUGAUCGCGACAUGAAUGGUGAUAUUUCCAUGGAGGAGCUGGAGGCCGUUUGCGUUGACAUUGGCCGUGAGCGCAAGUCUAUCACUGCAUCUCUGAAGGAUUUGGACUCGGUCGUAUCGAAAUUGGACAGUGUCUUCAUGUUCUUCGUGGUUGUGAUCGUCCUAAUUGUGUUCUUGUCGCUCAUCUCGACCUCAGCCGCCGGUGUGCUCACCUCCGCGGGCUCUGCUAUUCUGGCCCUGUCUUGGCUGUUCUCUGCUACUGCCCAGGAGUUCCUCCAGUCAGUCAUUUUCGUCUUUGUCAAGCACCCCUUCGAUGUUGGUGACCGUGUGACCAUCUACGGCAACUCUGGUGAUUCCGGUCUCGGUGACGAUUACUUCGUGAAGGAGAUCACUCUUCUUUACACUGAAUUCAAGAAGAUGCAAGGCCAUGUGGUGCAGGCACCAAACAGUUAUCUCAAUGGGUUGUUCAUUCUGAAUCAGCGCCGUUCCGGCGCACUUGCCGAGGCAGUUCCAAUCGUUAUCAAGUACGGUACUACCAUCGAUCAACUCGACUCCCUGCGACAGCGCCUCUUGGAGUUUGUGCGCAGCGAGAAACGUGACUUCCAGAACAACAUCCUUACCGAAAUGCGUGCGGUCACGGAGAACUUCUCCCUCACACUCAACAUCGUCUUCUUUUACAAGUCCAACUGGCAGAAUGAGGGUCUACGUUUGCAGCGCCGCAACAAGUUCAUUUGUAUGCUCAUGGUCGCUCUCCAGGAGAUCGGCAUCGAGGGCCCACGCAUGAACCUCCAGGGUGCCAAGUUCGACAUCCCCUUCCACGUCAACAAUGGCAACACCCGCUCCGUCGACCGGUCCCUCCCCAUCGACGGCGAUGCCCCGGAGGUCCCUAUCUCAGCACAGUCUCACCAACUGCCGGAGAAUACUGGAACCAGCAGCAGCAGCGCUGCCCGUCACCCGUCGAUCCUUCGCAAGGGUAUGGACACUGCCACCGCCCGCGCCCGAGGCCCAUCUGUCUCACAGCGCAAGCACGUCGAUUUCUCCUUGGGCAUGUCCAACAUGGCAUCCAACGAUAUUAUGGGCGAUGUGUUUGAGGAUCGCGGUGUGGUCGUCGAGGAUGUCGUCCGUAGCGCCAACCGUGACGCCGCCGAGCGCCGCAUCCAGGAAGAGAACGAAGACGAAGAGGAACGCCGAAGCAGUCGCACAUCUUCUUCCCGGCAUCGGCGCCCCUCCUAUAUGAGCGCCCCUUCCCAUCAUGACAACGACGCCCACAGCUUCCGUAGUGGCCAGUCAUCACUCAGUCGCAACCGGUUUUUCCAACACCGCAGCAGCGUGAGUCGUGAUCGUGACGACUUGAUGGAGCAAGGUCGCUCUGUGGACCCUGCUCCGCCUCCACCAGCUGCCGUGCAUAAGGAGCAUCCUAACUGA